GCCGCCCGAGCGGCCUGCGGACGAUGGCGGCGGCGAGGGCGGCGCGGAGGGCGGCGGGGCGGAGGGCGCCCCAGACACGGCGGUCAGCGGCGCCGGCGCCGGCGUCAGCGAGGCCCAGGGCCUCUUCCACAGCGCCUUCGGCCAGGGCGCCUUCGGCCAGGUGGCAGGCGCAGGGAUCCCAGCCGGCGGCUCGAAGGUGGAGAGGGAGAGGCUGGGGAAGAUUUUCCAGGCCUUCAACAACGUCGGCACCAGCCGCGCGCCGGGGGGGGUCCUCAUGGUCAUGCUCGACGGCGCGACCGUUCGAGGCUGGACGGAGCUGAGCCUCGCCAACGUGGCAUCCCAAGGCUGCGCGCCCAAGCUGCGGAGGACCUGCGUCCUGGCCCACUACCUGCGCAGGGACCUGGCGCCCGUGGUGCUCAGCAACCCGGGGCACCGGGCGCACAAGGCGCAGGGGCGCAACCCGAGGGUCGGCCUGGUGCUGGACGCCAACAAGGUGUUCAGCAUGGUCACUGGCAUGUUCGUGAUGGACGGGGACGCGAACGCACGCAGCGCUUGCUCGAACGAGCUCGGGGAGACCCGGUACGUGCUCCCCGGCGACCCCGAGGCAGAAGAGAGCUUCGACUGCCAAGCGGGCGACCAGGAGACCUGGUCGGAGGUGAAGCGUGGCUGGUGCUGCUCGCACGAGCUGGCAGGCUGCCCGGAGGGCCAGGGCGAGGAGUAUUUCGAUUGCGAGGCUGGCUACCCCCGGGCGGAACAGGGCUGGUCCGUCCAGAAGAAGGAGUACUGCUGCAGGACCCAGAACCUCUGCUUCGGGGCCCCGAACAGCACGGGCCGGCCAUGGCUGUGCAUGGAGGCGCAGGCGAAGAAGCAGGGCGCCGACAUCUCGGUCGCCCUAGGGCGGCAGGACGACGUGGGCUCGGCGGAGGUCGGAGCAGAGUGCCGCGACCAGGAGUCCGGGAGGACGUCCGGGGCCAAGGCACACCUCUGGCAGCCCACGCGGCUCCUGCCGCCAGGAGAGAGCCCGUGCGAGGUGCGGGCCCCGGGGCGGCGCUGCAGAAGCCUGGUGGUGGACAGCUCCCUCUCGCUGCAGGAGGAGCGGUGCAAGUUUCUGAACACCGGCGGCGGCAUGUCGAGGAACAAGCUGGGCAGUUUGGACUACUGUGUCGACCCGUACAGCGAGUUCUUCGUCGAAUUGAUGGCGUGUUUCAAUUUUGCCGGAGACGUGGUUUCUUUUGAUGGUAGCUGCAUCGCGUGCUACAGCCCAUACGUUUGCCUGCUCAAGCCCACUCCAGACAAUAAGGCCACCUUUGAUUACAAUGGAAGUACGGAGGAGUGGGAGGCCUUCAUUGGCGAACAAGGCAGGUCUUGGACGGACAUGUUCAUGACGCCUCACAUUAGCUACAACCUGACGAUGGAAGGGCAGUGCAAGUGGAAGCGCGACGACUUCGACGCGUUCAUCGGCGUGACCAGGGAAGCCCAAAAGCUGGCCUUACAGAAAGCGAGGGAAGCAUCGGGAGGAAGCGCCAGCGACGACGCGCCCUCCGAGGGCUACAUGUGGGCGGACCCUGCCUCAAGGAUUCAGUUGCGCUGUCGCACAAAGUUCCGCCAGCGUGAUGGGUCAAACAACGCAAAAACAUCGAGCAUCCUGGGCUGGAGCGAUGCGGUGUGA
Messenger RNA from Prorocentrum cordatum, 1669 nucleotides. The record is from the annotation of a GenBank genome assembly. Lineage: Eukaryota; Dinophyceae; Prorocentrales; Prorocentraceae.